UGCAGAUAUUGCUUUUACCACUCCCACGAUCAUGAUUGUGUGUUUCUCCAUUUUAAUACAGUAUAGCAUAGUAUCAGAGGUCCCUUACAAGUCGUGGUUCGCUAUCACUGGAAGUGUCACAGAGCUAGAGCAGGCACAAUGCCGGAGUUCCGAUUCAGACGCAAGAAACAACAAAACCGCCGGAAAACGGUUCACAAUCCGGAAGAAACUGCCAAACAAAUUGAAGCGGCUAAAACCGUUGAACCCAGCAAACCACAGAAGCGGAACAGUAUCGGGACCGUAAAACAACCCUCACCAAAAGCGGGUGUGUCUGAACUGGAAGUGGAUGUGGCCAGUGUCCCCAAGGCCGACAGGAGUAGCUUGGUUCAGGAGAGAGAAAAGUUUUUUGAGUUGUUGCGGACUAAGUAUCCCGAGCAAGCUUCGAGUUUGGAGAAGAUGACCAACGGAGACGAGGAGGUGAUGACUAACGGACACGAUGUGGAUAUGUUUGAUCGACCAAUGGAAUUCGAGGAUAGCAACGGUAUCUUCAAAACCACGAGUGCGUCUGAGCUGCCCUCGUACAGAGCCGAGGAGCGGACCAUCGCCAGCUCCUUUAAUGAAUGUCUCUUCCUUCGCUAUGGCAAGUCGGUACGUCACUGUCCCAUGCCAUCACCCAUCACACUCUCAACCGUAAAGAGCUUAUAUCGUAAUCUGUUUGACCUCGGGGACGACCUCCUCAAGAACCCAGACUCAUUAAUAUUUGUGAGAGAGCGAAGUUCACGGGAGUGGAAGAAACUAGAAGGAAUUGGUAUGGUGUUGGAUCACUGCACACUACUGUUGCUAGAGCCAGGCCACACCCUAAACCACACCCCCUCCCCACCGGCAGACUCGGACAUCAACACACCCCUCGAUCUAUCGGCGGCCAACACACAGAACUCAUCACAAGGGUCCCAGCCUCACGUGCACACUAGCGGUGUGGGGAGUGGAAGCCACAGCAGUGCGGACGACAAAGAAGCCACACCCACCACUGGACAAGGACGCAAAUGUAAUGGUCUAUGGAAGGCGGGUCGUAGUAAGGAUGUCGAGGAUUUGACGAGGGUACCGGAUAAUCUCCCUGUCCACAAGACCCACUCCCUCACCUCCCCACUCUCCCUCACCAGCAGCACCUCCGGAGUGUACUCUGAACCAACCGUGGACACCAAGAAAGUAUCAGAGAAAACACGUUUCCUACAAAACCGGAUUUCAAGCAUGAAGUCCGAAUUUAAAAAGUUACGUAGCGACCAUGUCACCAAGAUGAGCGAGUUCUCACUGACAAUGAACCAGACGUCCAAUCAGAUCACAGCAGCCCUGAGGGCGUUCUCAAAAGUGGGUGGAGUCGGUAGUGGUGGGGAGGAGUUUAGAAGAGAGAGGAUCGAGUUAUAUAGCGAGGAAGAGAGUUAUCAGAAGCUCUCGAAUGAAACACUCGGAGAAUUGAAGCUCCUGGAGACGGCAGUAGAGGAUAUGAGAGUGGAUGUGGUGGAUCGUCGCUGUGGUGUUGAGGAACAAGAGGUGGACUCUCUGUUACACGCUGUUUCCACAGUUACUAAAGCAGUUAACGAAAUGCAAACUCACUAUGCCCCCCUGGAGGCCAAAAUAAAACGAGUGAUGGAGUCAGAACUGCAGACAGUUAUCAAAGAGGAAAAAUACAUACAAGGGGAGGGGCUUAGAGUCACUGAAGCCGUCGAUACCUGCACCAAACUUGAACAGACACUGGGGGUACUCAUGCAGUUCGCAACCGUCCAAUCACAUCGCACGCCACUAGUACCCUACUAUUACUCGGCGACAAAACCUGAUCGAGAGGCCCUCCUGGAAAAUAUUCAAGCUGUGAUACCAAACCACGCCCAUAGGGUGGAGUGUCUGAAACGAGCCGAAACUAUAUUCAAGAAAAAGAAAGCACUUCAUUCGCCUUUGAAUGCUAAGUUGAAAGAGUUUGAAGCACAGUUGCGUAUACAGCGCGACCACCUUCGCCAUAUCGAGGUGUCUACAAUUGAAAAACGCCAUCAGAUGAAAUUACAAGCCAAUUUCAUGGAGGAGAGAUAUAAAAUGGAGAAAGAAAUUGCAAAGGAGCUGGAAACGGAACGAAUAUUGGCUCUCCAGAAACGAGAGCAGCGAAAGAAGCAGAUGGAAGAGUUGUGGAAAUGGCAACAAAGAGCGAAAAUGGAUAACGAGAAGACGAGACAGAAACAGAGUAUACAACGUGUGAUGCAGGGAGUGGGCAGUUUGUCCGGGAGUCAAAAAUCAAUACCAAGCUCAGAGGGAUCAGGUAGCCACAUCCGCUCGUCCAGUGAUGACCAGACCACCCUCACCCCACACAUCUCACUCUCACAGACCAGUGACCCCGCCCCUCCUCCGCAGAUGCCUCCUUCCAAGGGAAAACGAUUCCGUAAAAAGGAUCAUCUUCAACCAUGGCAAAGAAAGAGCAUCGGCUACGUUGGCGAGUUUAGUGAACUUUUUCAAACAAUCGCCGAUGAAGCUCAAACCUCGAAACAAGUUUCUCAUCCCUUGACAAAUACGACAAAGCCAACCAAUCAAUACCCGUCGUCCAAUCAAAAUGCAGCGUCCAAGUCACAUGAUCUACAGCCGUCAAAUCAAGCCAAACUCUCUAAACCUAAUGAGCAAUCGUCCAAUCAAAUUUCAGCACCUCCGAUGGUCAAAGCAACACUCGGUCCGAAAAUAGAGGUCAAAGAGUUCACUGGUGAUUUACGACAACAACCGUUCCAGACCACGCCCCCUUUUAAGCAUCCUAGCAAGCAGUCGAGUUCUCAGUCUCGUCCUACGAAAACAGUCGGUCAAAUUCGAGCGACGUCCACCAAUAAACACGGUACCAUACCGUCUCGCUAUCUACAAUACGAGUACGGUAGUCAACCCGACACAGACAGCCUUAGCUCCUAUCCAAGUAAGCGCGGCUACAAGAGCUCCAUUAAUUCCCUCAGUCAGCCGAGUAGCGACGAUGCCCCCGGCUCGGCGGCAGUCCGUUCACACAUGCAACCAAUGCUAGCUGCUUAUCAGCCAGAUGCUCAACAGAAGAGAGCUACUAUUGGUAGUACACGGCAAAGGGGCGGGGCAGAGCGCCCCCCUCAAAUGAAGAGAUCUAAUUCGGACGAUUCGAUUUACGAUAGUAGCACGCUUGAACGAAGGAAGAAACAAGGGCUUGGUGGCACUCCUUAUAAGGUGAAGCAACAGGGCGAUAUUAGUCCCUCUGGUAACAGGAGGUGGGCUAUGAAUAUGCUUAACAAGGACACACUUCCUGUUGAACACAGACAGGUUCAGUUCGGCAAUCGUCAAGGAAACAGGGGACGGCUACGUAACAGCAGUGCGAGUAGCGGGAGCUCGGGUGAUCGUCAGAGUGCAAAGGUCAUGGGAGGUCAACAAUGCUAUCAGCAUCAUGUGCCGAAAGGUCGUCCGGAAGUACCACCCCAAAAACACGCCCCCAACUGCCCCACUCAUGGACACUUACAUAAUCCCCCGUUACGAGUAACCAGAAGUGCUCAAGUACCCUCAGAUUCACCUUUGACCUCUUACCCUCGGCACUUAGCGUCAGCUACACACACAUUUCAGAUGAGAAGUGCGUCCAAUGGGAUGCCAAUGCAGCAGCAUCAACAUAAAAGGGGGCGUGGCACUCAUUAUCCUGGUCAUAUGACGUCUGGUGGAGGUCAUGUGACUAAGCGACGUGAUGUGGAGGAUCAUGUUGGAUCGCUUGUAUGAACAGAAAAUUAUUUCCAUACCUGAUGUGUCAAUCAAUUAAAAACUCUUUUUAUUACAAUUAUAAUAUUAUUUAAUGUAUUAUUGUGAUUUUAUCGCAAUUAUGAUUAAGCUG
Molecule: messenger RNA, 3835 nt
Organism: Halichondria panicea
Lineage: Eukaryota; Metazoa; Porifera; Demospongiae; Suberitida; Halichondriidae
Exons: 11
Coding region: 139-3723 (1194 amino acids)
Cellular component (GO): cytoplasm
Molecular function (GO): cytoskeletal regulatory protein binding
Source: RefSeq, a predicted model, not a curated record